AUGACAACAUCCUGGAUGCUCUUGAGGAUCAGCGCCUGGCCGUUGGAUCCUCAGAUUGAAGCCGGAAAGAAGAAGGGACGCCGAGCUCUGCCAAGCUCCGUCGUGACUUCGAAGAAGCCGGCUCGGCUCCGAGAAAGCAGCCGACUGCUCUCAAGAAGAAAGGCACUGAUGCCGUACAGAAAGCUGACUGGACCAGGGAUUGAACAGCUCAACAAGGUCAAGCAACGCACCGAGAAGGAAAAGAACGCCAUCCAACGCGAGUACGAUGAGAGCUCUCUUAAGCUCAAGGCCGACGAGCAGAGCCGUCAACUCAAGGACCUCGGAUCAUCCGAGCGACGUCUCAACCACGAGAACUCCGACUCGGCCCGCCAGCUCGAUGAGGCCAAGCGCUUCGGCGAGGAGGAGUCCCGUGAGCGUCAGAACUUCUCUACCCUGUGCCGCACCUCGCAGAGCGAGCUUGAGCAGCUUAAGGCUGCCGUUGGAGGA
Mesorhabditis spiculigera is the source of this 486-nucleotide messenger RNA. Lineage: Eukaryota; Metazoa; Nematoda; Chromadorea; Rhabditida; Rhabditidae. The record is from the annotation of a GenBank genome assembly.